GGUUACUUUGCUAUGGCUAAUGCCUAAGCUUCUAAAUUUAUUGCGUUUUCCUCCAUUUUAGUCUUGUUCAACCAAAAUCAGGUAACUUGUGAACGUCUUGUUGCUUAUUUUACUUUUGAAUAUAGUAGUGAUAAUGUCUUCAGAAGAGAUGACUAGCACUGGAGAGCAAGGGGGAGGGUUCAAGAAGAAGAGGAUGUGGCGAUGCCUCAGAUUAUUUUAGAGGCAGAUGAUGAAAGGGAGAGGUGUUUCAACCCUAAGGAUGAGAUUGUUUCUAAAGUAAUAGAGUAUGAAACGUCUCUUAAAAGCAAAAGUAGCUUGGUAUAUUUAGUUGAGAACUACAGGGUGCUUGAUCAUGUGUUGUUAAAGCCGAUUGGAAGGGAGGAGAGGGCUUGCUCUACCCCACGGGACCACUGGAUGCCCAUGCUGGGAGUGGAAGGGAAAAAGAGUGGUAUUACUUUACUGCCUGAGUUUCUAACAAGGAGAACAUGGGUUUGUUCACCGUCAAACUCUCUUUCAUCAAAGGAUGGAAAGAUAAGUUCUUCUUUGUGGAUGACAGCAAAUGGGAUAAGACAAAUGCCGAGUGAGAUGAAUAAGUUCCUAGAUGCAGCUAGUGGGGUUGGUAUCCCCAAGAAAAAGGGGAAGGUCGUGAAUGCUAGGGUGGUGGAAGGACGAGAUGGUGGGAGCUUUACAUCUCAGCCUAAUGCUCAAGCUCCAACUGUUUCCCAACCCAGAAGUCUGGAGGCCGAGAUUGUUAUAAAGGCUAGGGAGGAUGAGCUAGUUGCUAUCAAGAGACGGAGGGUGGAAAAAGACUUGAAGAACUCGUACCAAAAAAGGAAAAUUUGUGAAGACGAGCUUGAGAAGAAGGAAAAAGAGCUGGAUAAAGUGAGGAAGGCAACAAUUGAGCUGGAGCUACAGGUCCGCCAUUUUGUUGAGGGGCAUAUAGUAGACUUCUUGAAAUCCAGCACUUUCAAAAACAUCGUCAAUCUGUACCGGCUCCUAACCACAAUUGUCGCCUUCACUAACUGUCAAAAUAAGGUAAAAUUGCAAUAUCCUGAGGUCGAUGUGACGAAAAUCACAUUUGGGGACCAAGAGGGAAAAGUCAAGGAAAACAGGGAGAGUAGUAUUGUGGAUUUUCGUCCCAAGGUUGAAUUGAAGUGGGAUCGGGACAUUAAAGGUCGAACCGUUUUUCUGCCAAACUUUGAUUUUAAGUUCGUAAUGGUGGAUGAUGAAGAAAACGGAGGUGCUAAUAAGCCUGAACAGCCGGCAGAGUAGCUCUUCACUUCAUCCAUUUGAACAAUUUGAUUAUUUGUAAACAAUUUGAUUUAUUGAAUGAAUUUAAAUUUUGAUA
This is a messenger RNA of Rubroshorea leprosula, 1348 nucleotides long. The record is from the annotation of a GenBank genome assembly. Lineage: Eukaryota; Viridiplantae; Streptophyta; Magnoliopsida; Malvales; Dipterocarpaceae.